UGUAAUCGGCGCGCUAACGAAUCAUACACAAAUGGUGAAUGUCAAUUAUAUAUGUAGUUACAAUAAUAUUGUGAGAACGUUAUAGGAUUUAAACACAAAACGUGAGAAUGUUCAAGUUCGGAGGAUGGAAGGCGUCGCUAAACUUCAGCGGCGGCAGUCGCCGCAGGGAAGUGUACGACAGCGGCCCGGACCUGUCUACAGGAGGGGCCUACAGAUCACAUAGGGAAGAAUUCUUCGGACGCAACAGUAUAGCAGAUCCGCCAAAAAAACUAACGCCAUCUAUGGUAAAGCUGCCACCCAGUACAGAAACAAUAAAGACUUCAAAAAGUGCCAACGACUUAACAGAACCUUAUAAUCUACCUCCAGAACUUAGAAAGAGUUCACCGAAUGUCUCAACUGACCCUAGAGGCGGACCUUCUAAUAACAGAGGAUCCUCAGUUUUAUAUAAGAAUGCGAAAAAGAACGCAAAAGAUGAUAAAAAAGAUAAAGAGAAAAAGAAAGCAAAGAAGCAGCGGUUAGCGGAAGAAAAGAAGAAAGCUCAAGAACAAGCGAAGCAGGACAAGUUAAGAAUACAACGAGAUAAGAAGAUAGCCGAACAGCAGGCGAAAGAUGUUAAAGCAAGGAAGAAGGAGAGUAAAAAAGCGUUGCCGCAAGCGACUGUGACUAAAUCUUUAGUGCCUAAAGAACCGCAGAAGAAUCCUUUAGGAAGAGUAGCGACUAAUACUCUAGAAAGUUCUAUCAGCCGUAGUAGCGGCCCACCGCCUUAUACUGAACAAGUUAAGCCAGAGAAACAUGUGAACAGGAACGAUUCUACAGGGAAUACCAGUUUUAGUAAACCAAUAGAGAGUAGUAGUUGGGACAUGAUUUCGGAGCACCGGAGUCAGAUGAGCAGGAAUCCUGUGGCUAGCGGGUCUAGACAAAAACAAAUGGUGCUGGAUCUGCAGCUAAGCUUUGAUAAAGCGCAGGAAAAUGUUAAAAAUAAUACUGAAGUUUGAAUAAUGUAACAUUAAAGUUUUUAUAAGUA
This is a messenger RNA of Leguminivora glycinivorella, 1024 nucleotides long. RefSeq lists its product as uncharacterized. Bases 108 to 995 code for a protein of 295 amino acids. NCBI's taxonomy places the organism in Eukaryota, Metazoa, Arthropoda, Insecta, Lepidoptera, Tortricidae. The record is from RefSeq and is a predicted model, not a curated record. The transcript is spliced from 3 exons.